Pteronotus mesoamericanus is the source of this 438-nucleotide messenger RNA. Its product is annotated as small integral membrane protein 15-like. Bases 214 to 438 code for a protein of 74 amino acids. NCBI's taxonomy places the organism in Eukaryota, Metazoa, Chordata, Mammalia, Chiroptera, Mormoopidae. The transcript has a single exon. The record is from RefSeq and is a predicted model, not a curated record.
GCUUUGAGUCCUGCAGGGGUCUGCACUCUCCGAGACCGACACAGUCGGCAUAUAGAAUAUAAACCUCUCAAAAGUCUAUAGUAGAGCUAAAGAAGAAGACAAUCAACCAAGGGUCAUCCAUCUGAAACUGUAAUUGGCUCACUAAUAAUCCCAGGACAAAGUUAGAGACCACAGCUCAAGCCUAAGCCUCCCUUUUCUAAGACCUCUACAGAGAUGUUUUAUAUAAAGUCUUGGGCUGAGUAUGUUGUGGAAUGGGCUGCAAAGGACCCAUAUAGCUUCCUUACAACAGUUAUUUUGGCCCUUACGCCAUUGUUUCUAGCAAGAGCUGUACUGUCCUGGAAAUUGGCCAAGAUGAUUGAGGCCAGGGAAAAGGAGCAAAAGAAAAAACAAAAACGUCAAGAAAAUAUUGCAAAAGCUAAACGACUAAAAAAGGAUUGA